This is a messenger RNA of Caenorhabditis elegans, 993 nucleotides long. It is a transcript of the gene srab-9, whose product is annotated as Serpentine Receptor, class AB (Class A-like). The transcript has 5 exons. The record is from RefSeq and is marked reviewed. Bases 1 to 993 code for a protein of 330 amino acids. Lineage: Eukaryota; Metazoa; Nematoda; Chromadorea; Rhabditida; Rhabditidae. Gene Ontology annotation, cellular component: membrane.
AUGUCAUCUUACCAGGAUCACUGCCAAGAGAUGGAAAAGCUGUCCACAUCAUUUUUUCUCAGAAUAACUUUAAUUUUUCAAUUGCUAUCUAGUUUAGUUGCGUUUCCAAUGAUCAUUGCGGCAAGCUAUGCAUUGUGGAAUGCUCGAGUUUCAAAGCUGUUCCAUAUUAAUGUGAUUAUCAUAUUUCAAGUUCACCUUUUUGGAUUUUUCAUUCACUGUUUGAAUAGAAUAAUCCUCCACGUCUUGGACCUCUACAGCUACUUUCUUUUAGACUACUGUGACAUGCCGCCUAGUACGAUUCGCUGCUUCGUACUUCGAGUUCAAUAUGUAUUUGGACUUUGGCUAAUUGGUGCAACUACAGUACCCCUUAUAAUUGAACGAUUUGUCGCUACAAUUAGAUCUGCAAGCUAUGAGCACGCCGGGUGCUCACUUGGAAUUUUACUUGCAGUCCUACAGUUAUCAAUUGCAGCAUUUGCCACAUAUUUCUCAUUUAUGAGGUUCAACUUUUCGGAGCCCGUUAUGAAUUAUUGUAUGGCAAUAAAAAGCGGAUCGGUUAGUAAUGCUGAGAUGAUUUCGACAAUUAGUCUUGUAAUUCAAGUAGUUGGGAGAAUAUUAUUCGAGUAUUUGUUCAAAUUAAAUGAGAAGCUUCGAGCUAAACAGUUAACAUCAAGCCUCUCAAAUCGAUACCUACUCGAGCAGAACUUAAAAUCAAUGAGAACUUUGAAACGGUUCGCAGAUUUACAAUCCAUUUUUAUGAUAAUCCAUAUGCUACUAUUCCUUUAUCUUUUAGAGUUUGGCGUGGGAUUUGAAAAAUCCACGUACAUAUCGCUGGUGGAAUUAAAUGCCUCAUAUCCCCUAUAUGCAGUGGUAUCCAUCGUGGUUUUGCUGAAAAAGGCGCACUUGAACAAGGUGCGGCUGAAGAAGUCUUUGCAAAAUCAUGUGAAUGCCGAUCAGAAUGAGUAUUUUGAAAAUUUUAAUAGAUUUUUGAAUUAG